GAGAUAGAAAUGAGAGAGAGUGAUAGGGGAGCAGUGGAGCAAAUCAAAGUAAAAUUAAGUGCAUUUACAUAUUUAGAUGCCUCUAGUCAGCCUGUCUAAUUAUUUCAUCUCCAUUUUUCAUUUGCACUCUGUUCAAUCCAAAAGCAGCAGGCCGUAAGGAAAGUUUCUCUCUCUCUCCCUCCUCACCAUUACUUUACCACAUUCACACUUGUCCCCCUCUCACACUCUCUGACUCCCCUCUCCUGGCAGCAGCCUUUCGUUAUUCGGGUCAUUACCAUACGCUUUUUGUCCGUUCGCACUUGUUCUCUCUGUCUCCCUCACGCCCCCUGUUCCUGCUGUCUCUCAUCAUGUUUUAUGCAUACGAGGAUACUGCCCCACAUGUGUCCAGAAGAGUGUGUGUGUGUGUGUGUGUGUGUGUGUGUGUGUGUGUGUGUGUGUGUGUGUGCGCGCGCGCGCGCGCAAAGGUUCGCUGCUAAUGCCCUUACUACCACCAUGUUUUAUGCAAUGUGUUGACCUGGCGAAGAUAACUGUCUAUGUCAGUGUCCGAUAGGUGUGUGUGUGUGUGUGUGUGUGUGCGUGCAAAGGUUCGCUGCUAAUGCCCUUUCUACCACCAUGUUUUAUGCAAUGUGUUGACCUGGCGAAGAUAACUGUGUAUGUCAGUGUCCGAUAGGUGUGUGUGUGUGUGUGUGUGUGCGCAACGACCCGUUAUUAAAUCUUUCAAAUUAGCAUGAACCAUGUCAGGAGAAGCCAAGCCACGUUAACCUUCUAUCACUGAUUUUCCCCAUUUUUUUUAUGCCUUUCUUCACACUCCAUAAAUCAGUCUUUCUCCUCGCGCUCACAAUCUUUCCCUCUCUCCUCUCCUCACCUCUCUCUCUCUCUCCUUCUCCCUCUCUACCUCACCACUGCUCACCACUUUGUUUUGCAUCUCCUUUCUCUCCACUUUACUUCCCUUUGCUCCUAUAAAUGUCCCGCUCCUUCUACACCCACACUCAUCGGCACAAUCUAUUAGUGUGCAUAUGUGUGAAAGCGCAUCCUUGCUUUGAGGCCUGUACGUGUGUUUCUGUUUAUGUGAGCCUCUUUGCUCGCGUAAGUAAGUGUGUUUAGGCCAAAUUGUGUGUGGCAGCCAAUGUGUGUGUAUUUUCCUGCAAAUGUUUUCGUCCGUGCAUGUGCACAGAAGUGCAUGCGAGUGUGUUUGCUGGCAUAAAAGGUUGUUAUGUGCUUUAGGUGUUAAUUGGCUGAGGAGCUUCGUUAAUAUUCUCCUUGCGAGCCUGCUCGUCAGGAACAGAGCCGGCAAACUGAUGAGUGUGUGAUUUUCCUCCACACACAGAGAGAGAGAGAGAGAGAGAGAGAGAGACAGAGUAACAAGAGUAACUUCAGUGCAAAGACCCUCUGUAAGGUCAGAGUGAGAGAAGAGUAGAGCAAGAAAAGGAUCGGAAAAAAAGCAACAGAGGCAGAGAGAGGGCAAAUAGGGAGAGGGACAGACAAGCAGGGAGGGGUCGGAAAAACAACAGACAGAGUGAGAAAGAAAGAGAUGGAGGGAAGGAAGGAGGGAGGGGAAAGAGAGAUGUGAUAAAAACCCAUAAAGGACUCCAUUGAGGCAUUGGGUGAAAGGAAAGAUUAUAUCAUGCGGGGGAGAAAUUAUCCCUUUGUUAGGCAUUUGUGAAUUGGCGGAAUGGGGGCAAGGCGGAUGGCGGCGUAACUCCCGGCGAGGUGGCACAUAGCCACUCGAUUCCAGUCACCCCCACUGCACCCCUGGCAGCACGCGGCUAACCUGGUCCACGACCCGCUUCCAGCUGCACGGGAAUACACCAACCAUCUUCCUGCAGAGCGCGCAAAAAUGAAACAUCAGAAGCUGCGGCCUUGACGGCUUGAUAUGCACAUCAGUAACACAUCACACGCAUAUACCUGGAAAGUAAAGAGCAACAGUAGAGAACUGGUGCGUGCAUAUAUAGCCACAGUGGCGACCUAUCUGUCACACCUAUCUGUCACACACACACACACACAUCAAGGAGCUUUCCACACAGGUAACACGGUAAUGUUUAGCAGCACAUGCACAGGGAACACAAAGAGGAGAGACUGACACAUGCACUGCAGCAGAGAAAACAGUGAGCGCAGAGUCACGGCCUGUCACUGGGAGGUAUGAUGCCACACGGAUAAUGAGUGUUAGUCCCAGCGGGUAGCUGUGUAGCAUGUGGCUCACAGCGCACACGGAAACACUCGUUAGGAAGCUCCAACAGUACGUUCUCGACUUGGCAGGUAACACUGUUUGCAUUUAUCUUACUGAACAAGGGAUGACGGAGCUUAGCGCUCUGUUGAAUCCCAAUCGGUGGGGGCCUUGCAUGGUUCUGCAUAAUAUAAUAUGCCUCUAAUGCCUUCUCAUACUUAAACUGCGUGCCUUUCUAUGAAUGCAUGUAUGGGUACGGCAAGGGCCAAGCACACAUUUAAGUGUCACAUCUGCAUUAGAAAAGCUUCCAGCCUUGUUGGUCUAUAUACUCUAACACCUUGUAUGCUGGAGUUCUCUUUAUCAGAGCAAAUGACAAAACCUGCUGCUACCUUGAAUCCUGCUGUAUCUGUCCGCCAGUGUUACACAUAACCUUUUUUACUUAUGUUUCUUUUGCAACUUUUCAAACUAACUAAAGGUACUAUUCGGAAAAAAAUAUCCCCCGAACGGCAGCUUUGACUCAGUAUAAUUCCCUGUGUGUCCCAGAGACUACUCAGUCAUUCACACUGCAACCGCGUCUCCUACAAAAUACAUAUCCUAAUUUGCUUUGCCAAUUAUUUUUUGUUGGAAAAGUAAUUGCUGCUGGGUUUACGCUUAGUGGCAAGUUUUUUGUUUUUUUCCAGUCCAGGAAGUUUUGAUUUAGUCUUACUUAUCACAGAAGUCGGGGAGGAGGUUAUAAUAGGUAGAUUGUUAUACAAAGCACAGGACUUUUACUUUUUUGUGUUCCGAAAAGGUUUGAUUUGGUUUUGUGUUACAAGAAUAUAAAUAUGAUCAUAUUCUUGUUCUUAUUUGGGCCCAGUUGGUUAAUUUCUAGACAUUUCUUUGUGUGAGCAAUUUGCAGGUGUGUGGUUUUUUGUGUUUUUUUGACCUGAGAGUCUUUAAGCUUUUGUCCGUACUGGCAUUUCAUUUUUUGUGGAGACAAAUUGGCUCGCAUUCACGUAUGACCCAAAGACUGAAACAUUUGUUGUAGCUCUCCCGAUGAAAGCAAAUGACAAAGGUUCUGAGUCCUUUGUUUGUUCUAUAACAGCUCUUUCUGAUUAAGUGAAUUCAACACAGUGAAUUAAACGAGGAGCAUUCCAAUAUUCUUUUCUAUGUAGUGAGCUUUAACCGGCUUGUUCAUCUACACUAGUUCCCGGCAAUCUAUAGCAUUCUCCAUCUUCAGUUCUUGCAGUCUGUCACUUGAGUGUUUUGUUCUAAAUUUGCAUGCUCAGUUCUUUGCCAUGUUUGGAAAGAAUGAUCCAAAAUUGUCCCCUUUGAUGCACGGUUGAUGCAAGGCAAAUGCACAUUGGGAUGAGACUAAUUAUAGGAUAUCUGCAAUGGCCACCACGGCGUCAUUAAUGCCUCUCCUUCCAUCCUGUAAAACCAGGGAAAAGACAUUGCCAAGUCUUUUGUCUGCCAGAGAGUGAGUUUAAUCUCCUAGGUUACUGUAGAGAAAGGUGAGGCAAAGUAUGAGUGUAUGAAAAAAACACCCUGCCUGCUCAUGUAUUCAACAUGUAAUUUCAGACAGCCAGUGACUCAAAUACUAAUAUCUGUUUUGUAUUCUUGUUAGCCUGUCAUGAUGUCAGCCAUAUUGACUUGUAUCUAUUUGCCAGGCUCUGCUGUCAACAGACUGUGAGAAAUAGAGAAAAUCAAAACUUUGUAAUCCUAAAUUGUGUGAAGAAAGACGGGCAGUGUUACUUGAAAUGUACCCAAAUGAUUGGGCCGUAUUGAUCUUUGUGCCCGGGAGCGUGAGGUGAGCAGGAAGUAGCCUGAGCUCUGCCUCCAGAAAAUGCAGUCACUGAUAGUGUCCAUAGAUCGGGGAACUGUGACUUUUCUAAUUAGAGAGUUCAGAGUAAACCCAGUUGGAUUAGCAAGUGCAUGUCUCCAGGCUAGCUAUCAACAAGUCAGACAAACAAGAAACCAGAAAGAUGGGAGGAGAAGCCCAGCAGAGGGCCAGGAGGGGCAGAGCAUUAUGGGAAUUUACUCAGACCUGGGUCAAAAUAGCAGUUUUUAUAAGAACAAAUGCUUACAAUGGGGUAUUUAUGAUGUUCUUCUUGUAAAUGUUAAAGAUAGAAUCAAGCCCAUUUGCAGUAUCUAUAACCUAGUUGUAUAGUGUUGUGCAUUUUGUUUACACUGGAGAGAAUCCCAGAAGAGAUUACUCAAUCAGGACAGUUUAGAUACUUUCUUGUGAGUGAUUAAACUUUCUGGUAGUCUGGGACUUUGUGGCAGCUCCAUAAAACAAACUUUAUAUUAAAAAAAGAAAACUUCCAUUGGAAUUGCACUCAGAAUAUCCACAAUCUAUAUUCAUGAUAUAUGAGAUCACAUUCCUACGUUAAUGUAACCACACUAAUACUUGGAUGCUGACUUGGAUCCACCCUUGGGGAGAUGUUCAUUUGAUUUAUCCUUACCUUUCAGUAACACAUGCCCUCCUUCACACUUUGCCAGCUAAUAAACCCUCAAGAUUCACGCCUACACGGACACAUAUAUACAUGCAACCUCCUCAGCAUGCUCACACACGCUCACGUACACUCCCAACCCACUCACACGCACAACCCCAAGGGAGACAUAAGAAAUAAAUUCGACACUUCCGCUAACCCAAGAAGCGCCUUAAGGACAAAGAGAAAUUUAAUCUUGGAUAAGCCUCCCGAUAGAAUCUCUACAUUACCCCUCUGCUGCUGGUUCACAGCUAUCCCAUCAACCCUUACCUCCCACACCUUGGCCCGAUUCCCUCGCAUCUCUCCUCCUACUACACUCCUUGUUUCUCCUCUCCUCCCUUGUGUCUCUCGGACUGUCUCAACUCUUCUUUUCACUUUUCCUUUUCUCUCCUUUGUCGUCAGUUGCACUCUUUUCUUCACCUCACUACUACUCUGUUAGUCCCUUCAUCUCUUUUGAAUCUCCCUCGUCUCCCACCGCGUGCCGUUCUCCAACAACAGCCCCCAUCUCCCCAUCUAUUCCCAGUUGCGGUACAUACUGUAUAUAUCUGUAUUUCUGUUCCUCUCCCAUGUCGGAGCGCUUUAAUACCAUUGGUAUUAAAUGCUGGCACGACCUCCUUGGCAUACUUAAGCAGGCAGGGAUCCUUGUAAGGCUGUUUGAGUGCUUAAUAUUUUCAGCACGCCACUGACUUAAGCCCCUUAAGUGCUUUGGCAACACUUAUUCCACGGUGGCAUCAAUGAAGCCCAUUAAAAAUUUGAUUUGGAUGAGAGAGGGAGAGAGAGAGAGAGACAGAGAGAAGAAGGAAGGGGGAUAGGGGACACAAUUUGCCAUUACCUCCCUUCCUUCCACACACACUGUGACAAAAACAAAUAUACCCAUCAGGGGGUUACCCACACAGGGACUUUGUCACACAAAUACACACACACACACUUGCCAGUAGUGCAAUGUUUGUGAUGUGUUCCUCUUUUUGUCUGUAAUUAUGUCCUUUGUUGCUUUGUAAAGCACUUUGGGAUGACCCUAUUUUGUUAAAAGCACUUGAUAAAUAAAUUUGACUUUAUUUGACUUGAUAAUAGGGAACAGCAUGUUUCAAAUUGAAUGCAUGAAGAUGUUUGUAAAUACAGCGUGUGGCAGAUUAUAGCUGGUAGUUUAUGAUCAGUUGAUAAAGAACAAUUAGAGGAGCUAUUCUAAUAGCAAGAGUGUGUUGCCUUUCACAUUUUACAAGACAAUGAAAGUCAAAGACACAGAGUCUACUGUAGUUAGCUUCCAUCAUUGGCUUUGUAUUGCCAGUUUUAUUGCCAACAGCAGUAAUGUUAGUACAUGUGGUAAUGAGCACGAACAAACGAAUUGCAUUAUGCACGAUUUGUCGAUGCAAAAUAUACUGACAAGUUGGACAAGCUGUUAGCAAUGACUUCUGUUUCAUCAGGGUAAAAAUAUGACGCUGAUACCUUUUUAUUGAGCCAGGUUCACAUCAACAUAAAUCAUAACACAGGCAUAGUCCCGUACGUUUCUGCUAUAUCCACAUUCACUUUGAAUUACAAAUGCCACGCAUAAACAUGUACACAGUUCUUGUCAGCAGACAGCCGUGUACAUCCCUGCAGCCAUAAAAACGGCAAUUUAACAUAAAGAGGCUCUAUGAUGCCUCUCUGUGUGCCUGCAAGGAUAAAUUAACGGGUAGUAGAUAGUGUUUGGGCCAAACAGGCAGCCAAAUGUACACUCUGCUUCAGUCAACACUGGACAGACGAGCACAUUCAGACACACACAUCGCCACUGUUUGUUGACCUGAAAGAGAACCAUUGUCACUGCUUCCAUCCACACACACACUCAUCUCUAACCUUCACAAAAUAGUAUGCAAAAUAUGCAGACACUGAUCCCACACUGACACACACACAUUCUAAGCAAGGGGAGGGUGGCCAGGGUUAUAUAAACAAGUGGAACACGGAAAACAGAUCCACGGGCAGAUGGAUGUGAUCAACAACUACACCACAUUGGGAUUAUAGCAAUUUUCAUAGAUCAACAGGAAAGAAGUGAAGCGAAAGGAGGACAAACUUGAAGGAACUAACAGCAGAUUGACUGGGUGACUAAAGGAGGAGCGAGAGAAAGAGGGCAGAAUGGAUCAACGAAACACAAUUUGAGGAGAUCAAUUUCAACAAGUGAAUAGAGUAUAUAUUGUUUUGCAGUCCGUCUGCUGUCAGGCGCCACACCUGCUAGACCUGAGUUGCUGGUGCACACCAACACAGAGUAAUUUUGUCAGCGUCAGCCAGUUGACCGGUGAAGUCGGCGCCGUAGGGAACAUUGGCAAUGAUCCGCUUUCGGCUUUGCCAGAAGUGUCGGGGCCAUCGCCAUUAGAGCUCAUUGUGUUUGCAGUGGCACAGAGAGUGAGAGAGAGAGAGAGCGGGCAGUGUGUAGUAAUCUUAGGAUGACACUCACACUUUAUUCCAUCAGAUAGGGCUCGGGGAGGUGUGUGGUGCAGCUCAUCACGUUUGUCUUUGCACUACAGACACACAAAUACACACAUUAAACACAUAUAGCUGCACAUACAGACACACGAGAGCAACAGUCUCCCGGAGACCAACGAUGCAUUAGAUCCUGACAAUCAGCGGAACUCUGUACGGAUCUUAAACAGGGCAGGCUUUCAGAUCAGUGUGUACGAGUGAGCGUUUAUCUGGAGUGCACCCGGUGGAGUAUGUUAGAAAGGAAGAGUAAGGCAGGUCGAUGCUGCACGAUUACACUGUCUGAUAGCAUAUGAUUAGUCUGAGGGUCUAAAAUGACCAUGUAAAAUUCACUGUCCAUUUACGCCGCAGUGUAUACAUGAUAGCAUAUCGAAAGAGUUCCGGCAUUCAUGCGAGUAAUAGUAGAUACCUUGUGUGAGCAAUGUGCAAGUCUCUGGGGUGAAAAAGCAGACUAAAAAGUGUAAUAUCUGAAACUAACGCGUCUGACUGCAGUUUGCUCAACCUCUAGCAGGUUGGUUAUUCUACACAGGGCAAGCACUUCUACUUUACAGUAUAGAGCGGCACUCAAGCUCAAUGGCUUUUAUUUAACCUUUGCUAUCUCCAGAUGACUUGUAGUAAGAAAGUGUCUCCAUCUCUCCAGAGGCCUGGCCGGUUUGGUGAUAGCUCAAAGGAACAUUGAAUUCUUCCUGACGAUCUGUCGGGUGAGAAGUGCAGAAAAAACCCUGUUUGAUUCAUUGAAAUACAAUGUGUUUGAGAAUGAACAUUGUUGCCCUGGUUUUCUCUGUCCUCGAGGGCACAACAAUGUAGGUAGCUCUAUUUCAAAAGAUAGCAUUCAGUCACCAUCAGCAGAGAUACUUGCUUUUCUCAACCUGUAUCUGACUGAAAUAUAGUAUUAUUGAUGUUUUCAGUUCCUCGGGAGCAGUGUGGUUUGACCUAUACGAGACAAGCAGUCUGUUGUUGUGGUUAAUUGUGUGGCUGAUUGUUGGGGCACCUCACAGAGCUAGCUUAGCUCCCAAUUUGGCACUGCAGUGUACAGUCGCUGAUGAGCUAAUUAAGUUGCCUCUUAUUUGGUUAUUUGGAUAGCUGCCAUUGCUGAAUACUCUUGCUGGUAAAGGACAUAGUGUUGCAGGUCUGCUUUGGCAACAUCUUGGUAUAGGUUUUUGUGGUUUAUUGAUCCGAGAAUCUUUGGUCUCAGGAGGCUCGGAGCACUGUGAUAGAAAAUAGCUAGCCUAGCAGGGUUUGCUUUGUUCUUGUUUUGCUUAGAUGGGACUGAGCUCCUGUACAGCUUUGUAGCAGCAAAGCCUCUACACUGUAUGGAUAUAAGACAACGCAACGCGUACGUUCUUUCUAAGUAGCACAUGGUGCUAAAGUCAACAGUGGAACUUUCUGUUGCUCUAAACUCAUCUCUAUGUGCAUUGUGAUAUAGUGUCUAAAUCGCUAGCUCUGUUAGCGCCCUGAGCUCUGUCCAAACGUCUGUGGAUUGCAUGCAAGCCCUCGUCACAAUUCAUCUCUAUCUCACUUAGCAGCUAAAUCCCUUUCUUUGCAUGUGUUGUGAUGCAGUGGAGCACAUAAGAGUCCUUUCUUUAAGGUUUGUCCUCAGACAACAACUUCUGUCUGAUUGCACUGAAGUAAAUGUGGGCAGUUAGCGUGUGCACUUGUGUCCAGCAUUGCAGUUGAGAACAAAUCAGAGUGUGUGUGUGUGUGUGUGUGUGUGUGGGGACUAGUUUGUCUGUAGCAGUGCAGCCAGGGUCACAGAGGAGCCAUUGAUCAAACGUGCACAUACACACAUGCUCACACAUAUACACACAGCUUCUCAGUACACAAUGAGGCCUGUCUGGAGCUCUGUCCUCUGCCGCCUCCUCCCUGCCCCUUUCUCUCUGGCCCUACGCAGCCUGGUCCUGGUCCUGCUCUGCAUCACUCCUCGUUGUCAGGCGGUGCAGGCGGAGAAUGUGACUGUCUUGGAGGGAGGUACAGCCGAAAUCUCCUGCCGCCUGCAGAACUACGAUGGAUCAAUCGUGGUUAUCCAGAAUCCCCGCCGGCAGACCCUCUUCUUUAACGGCACACGAGCCCUGAAGGACGACCGUUUCCAGAUGGUGCUCUUCUCGACACGGCUGGUGCGCAUCACCUUGACCAACGUCAGCGUGUUGGAUGAGGGCGGCUACUUCUGCCAGCUCUACACGGACGCCACGCAUCACCAGGUGGCCACGCUCUCUGUUUCAGUGCCCCCGGAGACGCCCACGGUGGAGGUGAAGCAGGAGGCCGUGGAGGGCGGCGAGGUGGAGCUCACCUGUAUGUCGCCGCGCAGCAAGCCGGCCGCCACCCUGCGCUGGAUUCGUAACGGCCGCGAGAUAGCAGGUGUGGAAUCUCAGCAGGUCAACGCGAAGACCUUCAGCGUGUCCAACACCAUCCGGCUCCCGGUAGAGAGGAAAGACAACGGGGCGGCGCUGAGCUGCGAGGCGUUCCACCCAGCACUCGGCGGGCAGAAGAGGAUUCGACAUUACCGCCUGGAUGUGAAUUUUGCACCAACAGUCAGAAUUGUUCCUCCCUCUGGCAUUUUGCGAGAGGGCGACUCGCUCAGCCUCACCUGCUCAGUCUCUGGGAACCCUCUGCCCAGGAACAUUCAGUGGUCCAAGAUUAAUGAGUCCUUACCCGAGAGGGCAGAGAUUUCUGGCCCCACCUUUCAGAUUUCCCGUCUCAGCCAAUCACACAACGGGACGUACUUGUGCCAGGCCCAGAACAACUAUGGACGCGCUGCCGAUCAUUACACCCUAUUGGUCUAUGAUAAUGUGUCAGUCACUACCACGGUCCCUCCCACUCCCACCACCCAACCAAUCACCUCCCAUCCUGCCACCCCAACCCUCCUAACACCCAUCUUCGCUCCGGACCCACCAGAUCCCGGUGCAGUGGUGGAGACUCACAGUGCAGUACCAUAUGCAGUGAUAGGUGGCGUUCUGGCACUGCUGGUUUUCACCGUCAUCUGUGUCCUCAUCGUCACCAUCUGGUGCUCUGUUCGACAGAAAGGUUCCUAUCUUACCCAUGAGGCCAGUGGGUUGGAUGAACAUGGUGAGGUGCAGGAGGCUUUCCUCAAUGGGAACGACGCCAGCCAGGGCAAGAAGGAGUACCUACUGUAGCCCCUCCCUAUCCCCUCCUCUUCUGACCUCAUCCCCCCAUCCCUCCCUCUCCCUGUCUCUCACCUUAUAUACAGUAUACACACACAACACACUUCUAUACAAAGCGCCAUAACAGGCGGCCUUCUGAAAACGACUGUAUACAGAUACUGCACAUAGCCGAUCCAUCCCGCUCCAUCCCACUUCAUGUCCUCCAUGCACACACACACUCACACACACACACACACCAGUGACAGACUGAGAAAAAGAGAGCCUAUAGACCCACCAGCUAUUAACGACUGUGCCAUAUACUGUAAGUCGGAGAAACUGGGGAAAAUGGAGAGCAAGAGAGUCGGGGAGAGGGUGAAUGUAGACAAUAACGAAAUGAUGCCAAAUUAUUUUUGAUCGAGAGGGAAGCGGGGAGCACAACGAAAAUCGGCACUCUGCCCGUGCAGCCGCCAAAGUGGAAGGGGAAUUAGGGGCAGAUGACUGCUAUAGUUCCAUGCCUUCAGAAAACCAUCUAUUUUACAAAGCUCAAUCUAUAACUGAUGGAGACAGUGGGAGCAGCUUGUGAGGAGGGGGAGGAGGGGUGAGCAGGAGCUAUUGAGAGCUAGAAGAUUGAAAUUUUGAAAAUUGCCAGAGCAUUUUUGCUGUAGAGCAACUCAUUUAUAAUUCUCUAACAACACUGGAGUGUCUCAGCCCAGAGUCCCGGGCGGUAUCCAGACUUUAUGGACAAGCUAACUGUCCUGUUUUGCUAUCCCAGCAAGGUGGCCUUCCAAUAAGUUGUGAUUCCAAUGAUUUUAUAUCCUCUCGCUGCAACAGUGAGGAGAAUGGUUGUCUUUUCUUUUAAUUAACUCUCCAUCUCCUCCUUCCUCUCCGUUCACCUGUUACCAUCCUCUCCUUUAUAUCUCUCUUUCUCUCUAUCUGUCCCCCUCUAUCGCUCCUCCUUUGUUGGCUCCUAUUAAUGAAAGGAUUAGUGUUGGGCUGCGUUCCUGACAAAGAAGAAAGGAAUAUGACUUGCUAAAGCAUUAAAGAAGAGCUUAAUUAUUUUAGAAUGUUAUUAAGAGGAUAAAAAGGUUUAAAAGUCUUCAUAAGAAGGGCAAGGGGAGUGAAUGAAUGAGGAAAUAAAAUGGGUGGGUAUUUUUUUCUGAAUGCUACCACACAUGCAGAUACAUGCACACAUCCAUACGUACAGUAAACACGUUGACAGAACACGUAUACAUAUCUCUGAACUACUUAUUUGUAUAAAAAAAGAACAGAAACAUAAAUUAAAUGACUCUUUUAAGAAAAAAAAAAAUGUUUACUAUUGAAACGCAUUAUGAAGCGAAUAUACUAACACAGAAUAUUAGCCUAUAGAGGUGCAAAGCCGAACAAACCACUGUCCAGUGAUCUUUAAAGAAAAUAAAGAAAAGAAUAAAAAAAAAUGUCAUUUGUCUUUAUGAGAAACAAGAGGUCUUAUGAAUUUUUUAUUAAUUAUUAUUAUUAUUUGAACAAUUAUGAUUGUUGUUAAUGUUGUUAUUAUUAUUACUGCCGUUGUUAUUAUUAUACUUGUAAAUGUUAAAGAAAUGUACACUUCCCAUGGUUUGUUUUUGGUUCUACUGUAGAGAAAUUGCUGUCUUUUUUCACUCUUACCUUUCCUCUCUCUCCUAGUCUUUCUCUCUCUUCGUCUUCUGUGCCUAGUCGUCUUUUCUCCUGUCUUUCACUCUUGUUUAUUUUAGAGUCCAUGUGUAAUUGUUGAUAUAUAGCUAACUAUUCUUUAUAGGGGAAAGAUACAAAGCACGACAAAAUUAAAAAGAAUUCAAAAAUAA
This is a messenger RNA of Anarrhichthys ocellatus (wolf-eel), 11998 nucleotides long. RefSeq names its product cell adhesion molecule 4 (gene cadm4). NCBI's taxonomy places the organism in Eukaryota, Metazoa, Chordata, Actinopteri, Perciformes, Anarhichadidae. Gene Ontology annotation, biological process: regulation of wound healing; homophilic cell-cell adhesion; negative regulation of peptidyl-tyrosine phosphorylation. The record is from RefSeq and is a predicted model, not a curated record. Gene Ontology annotation, cellular component: cell-cell contact zone. The coding region runs from base 8871 to 10214 and encodes 447 amino acids. Gene Ontology annotation, molecular function: vascular endothelial growth factor receptor 2 binding. The transcript is spliced from 9 exons.